Neltuma alba is the source of this 1878-nucleotide messenger RNA. RefSeq names its product calcium-dependent protein kinase SK5. Bases 251 to 1747 code for a protein of 498 amino acids. NCBI's taxonomy places the organism in Eukaryota, Viridiplantae, Streptophyta, Magnoliopsida, Fabales, Fabaceae. The record is from RefSeq and is a predicted model, not a curated record. Gene Ontology annotation, biological process: protein phosphorylation. The transcript has 7 exons. Gene Ontology annotation, molecular function: calcium ion binding; ATP binding; protein kinase activity.
AGCCGCAACAAAGGCUGAAUAUGAAAGCGAAAAUCUUUUAAAGACGUAGACCCACACAAAUAUCCGAAGACAGAAGCAAAGGAAGACACACACUCUGCUUGAGAGAAUAUAGGAUGCAGUAAGAUCGUUGUGUGUUUGUGCCUCCCUCUCCAGAAGGAAGACUCGGUCAGCGUUUUUAGGUUUCUGUCGUUUCUGUUCAUCCCCUCCCUGUCUCUCCCUUGACAAAGAUUGCAACUUUGCAACAAGAAGAAUGAAGAAAUCGAGCACAUCUACUUUACCAUUGAAACCCACCUGGGUUCUUCCCCAUCGGACCCAAAUCCUCACAGAGCUGUACACAUUGGGCAGAAAAUUGGGUCAAGGUCAAUUUGGUACUACUUUCCUUUGUACAGAGAAGUCCACGGGUCGCAGAUAUGCCUGCAAGUCAAUUCCGAAGCGCAAGCUCAUCUGCAAAGAGGACUAUGAUGAUGUUUGGAGGGAGAUUCAGAUAAUGCACCACUUGUCUGAGCACCCUCAUGUGGUAAGAAUUCAUGGUACCUAUGAGGACUAUGUUUCUGUUCACUUGGUGAUGGAGCUGUGCGAAGGUGGAGAGUUGUUCGAUAGGAUUGUGCAGAAAGGGCAUUACAGUGAGAGGCAAGCGGCCAAGAUAAUUAGGACCAUUGUUGAGGUUGUAGAAACUUGUCAUUCUCUUGGGGUCAUGCACAGAGACCUCAAACCAGAGAACUUCUUAUUCGAUAGCGUCGAAGAGGAUGCCAAACUUAAGGCAACUGAUUUCGGGCUGUCUGUUUUUUACAAGCCAGGUGAAACAUUUUCUGAUGUUGUUGGAAGCCCAUAUUAUGUUGCACCAGAGGUGUUGCGCAAACAUUAUGGACCUGAAUCAGACGUGUGGAGUGCAGGGGUUAUUUUAUACAUUUUACUAAGUGGGGUGCCUCCAUUUUGGGCUGAAAGUGAGACAGGGAUCUUCCGGCAGAUUUUGGAAGGAAAAAUUGAUUUUCAGUCUGAACCAUGGCCUAGCAUUUCAGACAGUGCAAAGGAUCUAAUUCGAAAAAUGCUUGAUCAAAAUCCCAAAAAAAGGCUUACAGCCCAUGAAGUACUCCGUCACCCAUGGAUUGUUGAUGACAACAUUGCACCUGAUAAGCCUCUUGAUUCUGCUGUUUUGUCACGCUUAAAGCAGUUCUCUGCAAUGAAUAAGCUCAAAAAGAUGGCUUUGCGAGUUAUAGCGGAGAGGCUCUCUGAGGAAGAAAUUGGUGGCCUGAAGGAGUUAUUCAAAAUGAUCGACACGGACAACAGUGGAACCAUAACAUUUGACGAGCUAAAAGAAGGUUUAAAGCGAGUAGGAUCUGACCUUAUGGAGUCAGAAAUCAAGGAUCUCAUGGAUGCAGCUGAUAUUGACAAUAGUGGGACCAUUAGUUACGGUGAAUUCAUUGCUGCUACUAUACACUUGAAUAAGCUGGAGAGGGAAGAGAAUCUGUUAUCAGCUUUCUCUUACUUUGACAAAGAUGGAAGUGGCUACAUAACUGUUGAUGAGAUCCAACAGGCUUGUAAAGAGUUUGGUCUAAAUGAUUUCCAUAUUGAUGAAAUGAUCAAGGAAAUCGAUCAAGAUAAUGAUGGGCAAAUAGAUUAUGGGGAAUUUGCAGCGAUGAUGAGAAAGGGGAAUGGAGGGGUCGGAAGGCGAACAAUGAGGAAGACUUUGAAUUUCAGGGAAGCUUUUGGAUUGAUAGGCAAUGAUUCCAGUGAUUCUCAGCUUUAGUAGUUAUUUUAAUCAAACUACUUGACGAAAAAAAUGAAAAAUAAAAAGGCCGUAAUUUUCCACGAUGUAGUUUUAUGACCAAAUUUUGUAUCAAUCAAUAUAUUUGACUCGUUAUUUGUCAUUUCUUCCCA